AAUAUGAUAGCAUUGCAUAUACAUAUAAGGUUCGACAAUUUAUAUUGUGGAUUAGGGUUCAUAAUACACUGUUGAUACUGGUCUAAUAUACAGAAUUUUACUUAUAUCGUGCACUGGGGAUUCUGGUCUACGAUUCGAUUUCGGCCGGGGUUUUGAGAAAAUUAAGGUUGGUGGCAGCUGUGAAGAGAGUGCUGUGAGAGGGGGAAAGAUGAAGCCAACCUGACAGUCUUGCAUUGCAGGAAAGCUUUGCAACGCAGAAUGAAAAAGGAAUUGUUUAUGCUAAAGUCAACCUAACAUGGUUUUAAUCGAGAGGAACGAUGAUGAAACCUUAACUGUCGAAACACAGAUCUGUCAUCUGUGUGACCAUACUGAUCCAUCAAGAAAUUUAAGCUGCCCGUGCUAGCUACAUAAUAAUGGGGAGAAUUCCUUGCUGUGAGAAGGAGAAUGUGAAGAGAGGACAAUGGACUCCUGAAGAAGAUCAUAAGCUUUCUUCUUAUAUUGCUCAGCAUGGAACACGUAACUGGCGCCUCAUUCCCAAACACGCUGGUUUACAGAGAUGUGGCAAGAGCUGCAGGCUAAGGUGGACAAACUACCUCCGACCUGACCUUAAACAUGGCCAAUUCUCUGAGGCGGAAGAGCAGACUAUCGUCACCCUCCAUUCUGUUCUUGGAAAUCGAUGGUCUGUGAUUGCUGCGCAGCUGCCGGGAAGAACGGACAAUGACGUGAAGAAUCAUUGGAACACCAAGCUGAAAAAGAAGCUAUCAGGAAUGGGAAUAGACCCGGUGACUCACAAGCCGUUUUCUCACCUCAUAACCGAGAUCGCCACCACGCUAGCGCCGCCGCAAGUGCCUCACUUAGCGGAGGCGGCGCUCGGGUGUUUCAAGGACGAGAUGCUCCACCUCCUCACCAAGAAGCGCAUAGGGUUCCAGCUUCAUCACCCGGUGGGCCCCGUCAAACACGAAGACAAAGACGAAACAAUUGAGAAGAUCAAAUACGGACUGUCCAGAGCCAUAAAGGACCCGGCGGUUGAAAUGCUCCCCGCCGGCGGGAAUAACAAACCUUGGGAUCACGCCGGCGGUGCCACGUCAUCCAACCUUGGGGAAACUAGCAACGGUUUUCCCACCUCCGAUCAUCAUCACGCCGGAUUUCACUACAGCCUUCCGUGCCUUAUGCACGACGGCGGCGAGGACGGGUCGCCGUGGAACCAGAGCAUGUGCACCGGAAGCACGUGCACGCCGGCGGAGCAACAGGGGCGGCACGUGCAUGACAAAGCGGUGGAGGAUGAAAACGGCGGCGAGUGUUCGGAAGGCGGCGGAAAACGCACAACCGCGACGGACGCGCCGCCGCCCAGCAUUUUCAACUCCGACUGUGUCUUGUGGGAUAUUUCCUCUGAAGAUCUCAUCAACCCUAUGGUUUAAUUAAACUCUCAUCUCAACUUACAUCAUAUCAAUCAAACCUCCAUUAACGCAAGCUAGCCCAGAACCUACACCGCCAUCAAUAACAUAUAAAUCGCCGCUGCACUGCGUGAUUCUUGUAGCAAUUUAUUUGCAUUCUUCAGAAUAUCUAUCUGAUAUUUUUCAAAUUCUCACUCAAUAAAAUUCAUAAACAUUCUCCCA
Molecule: messenger RNA, 1616 nt
Organism: Ipomoea triloba (trilobed morning glory)
Lineage: Eukaryota; Viridiplantae; Streptophyta; Magnoliopsida; Solanales; Convolvulaceae
Product: transcription factor MYB80
Exons: 4
Coding region: 414-1418 (334 amino acids)
Source: RefSeq, a predicted model, not a curated record